ACUUGAAAAAUCUAGAAUACGAAUAUAAUUUUGUUGAAAGAUCUUUAAAAAAUAUACUAGAACAACUUGAAAAAGAAAAGAAAAUCAAUUUCGAAGUACGAAAAACAGUUGAAAUAUUAGAUCAAAAAGCUGAUAUCAUAUUAAUGAAUUACUCGUCAGAAAAAAUCAAAGAAAUUAAAAAACUCAUCGAUAAACUACGAAAUAAGAAUCAAUUCUUUUCAAAAAAAAAAGAUGAAUGUGAAAAAAAAGAUCUCGAUAAUCAACUAAUUAUCAAUGAAAAUAAAAAUUUAAAAGAACAAAAUUUUGAAAAUAAAAUACUAGAAAUAAAAGUAGAAAUUAAUAGUGAAAGAAGAGUUCUCAAUGGUUUUAUCAAAAAUAACAAUCUUGAAUUAGAAAAAGAACUAAUAGAUAAAUCAUUAAACAACUUUAAAAUACCAUACAACAUAACAGAUUCGUUAGAAAGUAAAAUGGACCUUCUUAUAGAAAUUA
Racocetra persica is the source of this 489-nucleotide messenger RNA. The record is from the annotation of a GenBank genome assembly. NCBI's taxonomy places the organism in Eukaryota, Fungi, Glomeromycota, Glomeromycetes, Diversisporales, Gigasporaceae.